This is a messenger RNA of Arachis ipaensis, 1320 nucleotides long. It is a transcript of the gene NIP6;1, whose product is annotated as NOD26-like intrinsic protein 6;1. Lineage: Eukaryota; Viridiplantae; Streptophyta; Magnoliopsida; Fabales; Fabaceae. Gene Ontology annotation, biological process: transmembrane transport. Gene Ontology annotation, molecular function: channel activity. The record is from RefSeq and is a predicted model, not a curated record. Gene Ontology annotation, cellular component: membrane.
UCACACUCUUGAACCACUCACAUCAAUUUCAACGCUCUCUCUCUCGUUACUAUUUUGUUGAUUUUGAGAGAGGAGAAACAAUUAUUAAAGAGAGUGAUAGUAGUAAUAAUAAUGGAGAAUCAUACUAACGAAGAAAUUCCAUCAGCACCAUCAACACCAGCCACACCAGGGACUCCAGGUGCACCUCUCUUCGGAGGUUUCAGAUCCACCAACAAUAAUGGUGGAGGUCUUAGUAGAAAAUCACUCCUCAAGAACUGCAAGUGUUUCAGCGUUGAAGAAUGGACCAUUGAAGAUGGUGCUUUACCCAAAGUCUCUUGCUCUUUGCCACCUCCUCCUGUUCCUCUUGCCAGAAAGGUGGGAGCUGAGUUCAUCGGAACGUUCAUUCUAAUGUUCGCCGGAACAGCGGCGGCGAUAGUAAACGAGAAGACAAAUGGAUCCGAGACUCUAAUUGGCUGUGCUGCCGUCACUGGCCUUGCUGUUAUGGUGAUCAUCCUCUCCACCGGACAUAUAUCCGGUGCUCAUCUUAACCCUGCUGUCACCAUCUCCUUUGCCGCUUUGAAGCACUUCCCAUGGAGGAAUGUGCCAAUGUAUAUUGGAGCACAGAUAUUGGCAUCAGUGUGUGCGGCAUUUGCACUGAAGGGAGUGUAUCAUCCAUUCAUGGGGGGAGGAGUGACGGUUCCUUCAGGAGGAUAUGGCCAAGCUUUUGCUUUAGAAUUCAUCAUCAGCUUCAAUCUCAUGUUUGUUGUCACUGCUGUCGCCACCGACACUAGAGCUGUUGGAGAGUUAGCGGGAAUCGCGGUGGGAGCCACUGUCAUGCUCAACAUACUCAUAGCCGGGCCAGCAUCAGGGGGAUCAAUGAACCCAGUAAGAACAUUAGGUCCAGCAAUUGCAGCAAAUAAUUACAAAGCAAUUUGGAUUUAUUUGAUCGCUCCAAUUCUUGGUGCACUUGGUGGUGCUGGUGCUUAUUCUGCUGUUAAACUUCCUAAUGAAGAUGAAAACCCUGAACUCAAGGCUCCUUCAAAUCAUGGAAGCUUCAGAAGGUGAUUAUUAGAAUAAUUGAUUAUUAGAAUCAACCACACCGGACAUAUAUCAACCACACAAGAUAUAUAUAAACUUAUAUGUAUCAUAUAUAUAAUAAAUAAUAUAUGUAAAAAAAAGUAUAUAUAUAUAUAUCGUGCAAAUUAGCAAAUGAGAAUAAUAAUAAUGUUUGCUAUAUAUGCAUAUAUAUUAUAUAUUAGAAUGUAAUGGUGUUUAGAUAUAUGGAUAGAAUUGGUUGGGUGAAAAUCCAAGAAAAAAAGUGAGUAUAAAUUUGGUUCUCUA